This is a messenger RNA of Panicum virgatum (switchgrass), 1437 nucleotides long. RefSeq names its product transcription factor bHLH144-like. The transcript is spliced from 2 exons. Bases 261 to 941 code for a protein of 226 amino acids. The record is from RefSeq and is a predicted model, not a curated record. NCBI's taxonomy places the organism in Eukaryota, Viridiplantae, Streptophyta, Magnoliopsida, Poales, Poaceae.
AAGGCCCGUGGGUGGGGAAGAAAAAAAAGAACCACCACCGCGGCCCAUUUAUAAACCGGGUGCAUGCUCCUCCUCCCUCAGCUCAGCUCGCCAUUUGCGCUCGCACAGCUGCUGCUCAAGCUCCCCUCGCCUCAGCAACGGCCUUGUUCCAGUCCAACCCCUUCUCCGUGCGCCGCCGGCACGGUGAGGAGAGGGGCUUGGCUUGCCGGGGGUUCGAUCAUCGCAUACGGCUUCAGAGCUGAAACGGAGGCGUCAACGCGAUGCAGGGAGGCCACGGCUACGGCGCCUACGGUUACGGCGCCGUGGGCGGGUACGUCUACGACGCCGGCGCGUACGCCCCCGCGGGCGGGUACUACCCCGACGGCGGGUACCCGUCGGCGCCGGCCUACGACGAAGCGCUCGCCGCGCCCGGCCGUUGGGCGCACGACAUCCCGGCGCCGCCCGGCGGGCUCGAGCUGGAGCCGUCGGAGGCGUGCCCCAAGAACUACGUCGUCUUCGACCAGACGAGCGCCCACAGCCGGGUCAUGUUCCACCCCUCCCUGGCGCGCAAGCUCGGGGCGCCGCCGGAGUCGUCGUACGGCGGCGCCGGCGCGUGCACCGCGGACGCAGACGACGACGGAUGCUCGCGGGUGCGGCCGGAGGAGGACCCGGAGGAGAUUGACGCGCUGCUGAGCCUGAGCUCGGAGGACGACGCGGCGAGCACGGCGCGCUCCGCGGGCAGCGGACGGGACGACGGGAGCUCCGCGGACUCGGCGUGCUCGUCCGGCGCCGGCGGCAAGAAGAAGGCGCGGAUCAAGAAGAUGAUGCGGGCGCUCAAGGGCAUCGUCCCCGGCGCCAAGCAGAAGGACGCGCCGGCCGCGCUGGACGAGGCCGUCUGGUACCUCAGGUCGCUCAAGGUGGAGGCGGCGAAGAAGCUGGGUGCGCGCGGCUCCGGCAGCUAGCCGGGCCGGUGCGCCGAUCGCCGACAGGCACCAGUCGAUGGCGUCGGCACGGGCACGAGGCGGCGGCAGCCAUGAUCUUGCCCAACUCCUUUUGCUCGAUCGCAGCGGCAGGCCGCAGCGGAGGUGUUGAUGAUUGCGUCGUGUGCUGCUCAUGAUGGCGAUGGCGACGAUGAUGGUGGCGCGUCCCCUGUUCCUUCGCUGUGAUCAUCGUGUUCGUUCGUGUCCGGUGUUGUCGGGGUCGGCACGGCACAAAGCUACCGGGCUGGCUGCCUUUUGCCUCCGCCGUGCCGAUCGAGUAUUCUGCCCCUUUUGUCUCGUGCUAGCGCGCAAUAGUAGCAACCUGAUGAUGCAUGCUUUCUCUCUAAAUGACAGCACUCUAAACAAACGCUGUACUUCCGAAUGCAUGCCUCCCUCUUAAAUCUUGACUGCAACCUUGAUUAGGGCGUCGAUGGUUGUUUAUCUAUACGAGCUUUGUUUUGACAUAAUUACUGACCAA